Molecule: messenger RNA, 6265 nt
Organism: Tachysurus fulvidraco (yellow catfish)
Lineage: Eukaryota; Metazoa; Chordata; Actinopteri; Siluriformes; Bagridae
Gene: pdpk1a
Product: 3-phosphoinositide dependent protein kinase 1a
Exons: 14
Coding region: 336-1850 (504 amino acids)
Biological process (GO): intracellular signal transduction; peptidyl-serine phosphorylation
Molecular function (GO): protein serine/threonine kinase activity; ATP binding
Source: RefSeq, a predicted model, not a curated record
UUUGUCUCGCACACACACAUUCACACACACAGCUCAUGUCUUGUUAUGAGAUUCCACUUCUCUCUCUCAUUCUCUAAAUGACUGAUGGUCUGUUCUUGACUGUUAAUUUCAGUUCCAAAAGAAAUAAGAGCAGGUUCGAAGAAGACUGAAAGUUAAUCAAAGCAGCAGGAGCGUUGCUCCUUGCGGAGGAGUGUAACACCUGUAACCACACACACAAACACACAAACCCAACCCCUCGUGAUGUGAUGCUGCCCUUGUCCAGACCUCGGUGCGUGUCGGCGCUCCUCUCUCCGCGGUAAGCUGACAGCUGAAGAAGCUGGAGGACGCUGGACGUUAUGGAGGUCCCUGUUUCUCAGGCUCACGCACCACUCGCACCAAUGCCUCCGCUCGCCCCACAAACCCAGCACAGGAAACGACCCGAGGACUUUAAGUUCGGCAGAAUCCUUGGAGAAGGUUCCUUCUCAACCGUGGUUCUAGCAAAAGAGAUUUCAACAGAAAAGGAAUACGCAAUCAAGAUUCUGGAGAAGCUGCACAUCAAGAAGGAGAAUAAAACACACUAUGUAAAGCGAGAGAGAGACAUCAUGUCCAGCAUCAAUCAUCCCUUUUUUGUAAAGCUCUACUUCACAUUUCAGGAUGCUGAAAAAUUAUAUUUCGGACUUAGUUACGCAAAGAACGGCGAACUUCUCCGCUACAUCCGCAAGAUCGGCUCCUUCGACGAGACGUGUACGCGCUUUUACACCGCAGAGCUGGUGUGUGCUCUCCAGUACCUCCACUCAGUGGGGAUUAUUCACAGGGACCUGAAACCUGAGAAUGUUUUACUGAACGAGGACAUGCACAUUCAGAUCACAGAUUUCGGGACGGCGAAGCAGUUUUCUUCAGACAGCUCUCAGACUAGAGCAAACUCUUUUGUGGGGACCGCGCAGUACGUUUCACCUGAGCUGCUGACUGAAAAAUCAGCAUGUAAAAGUUCGGACCUUUGGGCUCUAGGCUGUAUAGUUUACCAACUGGUGGCUGGAUUGCCCCCCUUCAGAGCAGCGAACGAAUACUUGAUAUUCCAGAAGAUCAUAAAACUGGAGUAUGACUUUCCAGAGAAAUUCUUUUCCAAAGCUAAGGAUCUGGUGGAGAAGCUAUUAUGUUCAGAUCCUGCUAAGCGUCUUGGCUGUGAGGAGAUGGGAGGCUACAAUCCCCUGAAAGGCCAUGCCUUCUUCGAGAGCAUUUCUUGGGAGAACCUUCAUCUGCAGACUCCACCGAAACUCACCCCGUACCUGCCGGCCAUGGCCGAGGAUGAGGAGGAGUACUAUGGCAACUAUGACGACCUCCUGAGUCAGUUUAGCAGCAUGGAGGUGGUUCACUCCAGUUCCUCGCAGGCUCUCUCGGUGCCAACCAUGCUGCUGCCCCAGAGAUCCACCAGCAACAUCGAGCAGUACAUCCAUGACCUGGACAACAACUCCUUCGAGCUGGACCUGCAGUUCUCCAGCGAGGAGAAGCAGCUGCUGUUGCAGAAGCAGACCAGCAGGAACCCCUGGCACCAGUUUGUUGGAAACAAUUUGAUACUAAAAAUGGGACCAGUUGACAAAAGAAAGGGCUUGUUUGCACGUCGAAGGCAGCUGCUGCUGACGGAGGGGCCACAUCUCUACUACGUAGAUCCUGUGAAUAAAGUCCUUAAAGGGGAGAUCCCCUGGUCUCCUGAGCUACGACCGGAAGCAAAAAACUUCAAGACUUUCUUUGUCCACACGCCACACAGGACGUAUUAUUUAAUGGACCCCAACGGCAACGCGGACAAAUGGUGUAAGAAGAUCCAGGAAGUCUGGGGAAAGAUUUACCACAAUCAUCAAUCUACUGACAUGUAGAGAGAGAGAGAGAGAGAGAGAGAGAGAGAGAGAGAGAGAGAGAGAGUGUGUUUCCUCAAGUCAAGACACAUCCUCAUAAUCUGAGCCUUUUAUUUAGUUAAGCACCUUGUGGCAAGAAGAGCAUUUAAAAAGUAAGUUUAAAAAAAGACCAUUCUGUAGCAGGCUUGUGCGAUAGAGGUACGAUUUUUUUCCCCAAUCGAGAUUUUCGGCUUUUUGAAUACUGCGAUAAAUGAUUUAAUCAUCCAGAACUUUUAGCCUUAAAAAUGGAUGAAAAUGAUCACUUCCACAGGUUCAGGUUUAAGAAGGAGGAGGGAGUAAUAAUAUUAUCAGUGCUGUCGGGAUCCGAGUCGUCCGUGGGAACUCUGCUGAUUGCUGAUAAGCGAUUCUGCAGAAAUUCGCAGUCGUUGCUGCUCACACUGUUUUCAUCACUUUCUAAUUUAUUAACGUGGCGUUUAAAGUGUCCGAUUUGACACUUCACUGCCUUCCUCUUCAUUCUUUGUUCUUUCUCUCUCUCUUUAAUUUCUUUCCCUAAUGCAUGCACUCUAACAGUAGCUGAAGCGUUUUUCAGACAGGAUUCAAUUUCCCAAAGUCUUGGAGGAUUUUUUUUAUUUCUAUCCGGAUCUGGGAGAGUUUAUGGAAACUCAUCACUCGUCUGAUGUCCGCGAUUCUCGAAGUGGAUGCACAAGCUGUUAAUGUUACUGCCGAUUGCCGUGUUCGGUCUCGUCGCAUAGUAUCCGUGCCCCUCCCCCAGAGCUAAUACACUUCACAAUUCGCAAAAGGAAAAACGGACGUGUGAACGGAUCGUGAUGUUGUGACUGUAUGACGCAACCACCGUUAUUCAGCUGAAAAGAAUUCUUACAGACAUCUGUCUGAUAAAUUAAUCUGGUCCAAAUAUCAAACCUUUCGAAUUUCACAUAAAUGAACUCGAAAUGUUCUCCAUUUUUUUGUUUGUCUAUCUAAAACUAGAAGUAUUGGCACACUGUCUGUCUGUAUGCCUGUCUACCUGUUUGUCUGUCUAUCUAUCUGUCUGAAACGAAAAGUAUUGGCACCCUGUCUAUCCAUUUUUAUAGAUUUUUUUUUUUUUAGUUAACGUGUGAUAUUUUUUUUUGCGUAGAACCCUGAAUGUUCGACAGCUGACUGGUUUAAUAAUAUAACGUGAUAUAAUCCCUGAGACAUGUCACUGAGAUGGUGGAAGCAUAAUAUCAUGUAGGGAAGAAUGCGUGGUAAUAUCGCACAAGCCUGAGGAAGCCCACGAACGUUCUGCUUGGUCUCUGUGCUCGUCAGCACACACCUUGCUCUGUAGUGUUCUGCAGAUUUCUAAUCUUACUUUCAUUUAUAAGGAUAAGAGCCAGCGCACUGCUACUGAUAAGCCUGUAUAGAGCUCAAAGCUCCACAUGCAUCGAUCUGCGUUCCCUUUAAGGGCUGCAGUUAAGUUAAAAAACGACUGUCUGUCAUCAGCGACGAGGCUCCUGACGCCACAGGUACUCGGAAGUCAGUGGAGGAAGAGAAAAGCCAGAGGAUUGCAUUUUGCACUGAACUGUACAUAAACGCAGGACGAGCAUAUCAAUCGGUUCUACAACUGCUGUAGACGUUUUUGUUGCACCUUCCUCGUUUGAGGACUUUUUUCCAGCAUGAAAAUUAGUGCCUGUUAUGUUGGACAUCUUAAUCCAGACUUUUUAUUUAUUAACGUGUGAGUGUGCAGGGAGUCAGGAAACUCUGCCCCUUGUGCUUGUCUUCUGUACAUUAUUGUGUAUAAGUUUGCAUUAUUUAACAUGGGGCACGCUAUCAGGGAAGUCUGAUGAGUUACAGGAGUCACAGUUUGAAAUCUGGAGCUGCAGACGAUAUUUGUGGGUUUUGUUGCUCCUUUAAGUCCUGUAUUUAAGGCUUUGCUGCUGUGUCAUCACUUAAAAGACUAAAAAACUGUUCAUGCUGAAUGGGAUCGUUUUGGCAUUACAGUGAUGUUUAAUUUGUACUUUUGUGGUUGUUGGUUGGUUAAUUUAUUCAUUUUUUUUGUAGGUUUACAGAUUUUUUUUAAAAAUACGUUUAACAUUUGGCUAAAGGUACACUUAAGGGCUUUUCAGAUGUGAAAUCUUUCCCUGUAUGAUGACAAACUGGAGCUAAACUCAGUCCUGGGUUGAUGUAGUUGGAGGUUUCACACUGCUCCUACUUUCCCCGGGGUUAACACUGAAUCCUGGCUCUUUAUAAUCUGACCUUGUGUCACACUGUACAUCCCUAAACCCUGCUGCAACCUUCUUCUCAUUUGCAUAUCCGCAGCAUCGACAACCCUGAUCGGAUAAAUCCAGCGUGCGGCCGCUUUAAAUAACGCCACGUCUCACGCUUUCACAUCAGUGAGGAAAAAAGUUCAGGUCUGUGGCUCUGCACCUGAGCAGGUUUUGUUAUCUUUCACAACUUUCUCUUCUUUUUUGUUCUUCUGAAGUUUGUCGUCUAGUCGACCAGACGUCCGGCGACAUCUCUGUAACUUCCUCUAAUUUCUCAGCAUGACGUAUUUCCCCCUCACUACGGCGUGCACUUCCGUGAUGUUCAGCGUUUUGUCUCCUGACUCUAUCUACAGAGCCGUUUUUGUUCAGUGUCUCUACGUCCUGCUUUUCCCCUGAUAUGUGGCACAGAGACAUUGUUCACUUUCUCAUUGGGUUUCUGUUGUUAAGUGUCGAGUCGUAACAUUGGAACAGCACGUCGUUUUACACUGAACACGUUUAGCACCGCAGUGUGGACUUAACACUGUAAAGGCUUCAGAGCAGGGUUUCAUAACCCCGGGGAAACGCAUGGAAAACCUUCCUCUAGCCAGGGUUAUGUGCGUUGUUUAGAGCCACACUAACCUGAGGUUAAGGGCGGGGUUUGGAGCCAUAAUAACCCUGGGUUAAGGGCUGGGAUUAGAGCCACAAUAACCCUGGGUUAAAGGCAGGGUUUAGAGCCACAAUAAUCUGGGGUUAAGGGCAGGGUUUAGAUCCACAAUAACCCGGGGUUAAGGGCAGGGAUUAGAGCCACAAUAAACCUGGGUUAAAGGCUGGGAUUAGAGCCAUAAUAACCCUGGGUUAAGGGCUGGGAUUAGAGCCACAAUAACCCUGGGUUAAGGGCAGGGUUUAGAUCCACAAUAACCUGCGGUUAAGGGCGGGGAUUAGAUCCACAAUAACCCAGGGGUAAAGGCAGCAUUUAGGGCCACAAUAACCCGGGGUUAAGGGCGGGGAUUAGAGCCACAAUAACCCUGGGUUAAGGGCUGGGAUUAGAGCCAAAAUAACCCUGGGUUAAGGGCUGGGAUUAGAGCCACAAUAAUCUGGGGUUAAGGGCAGGGUUUAGAGCCACAAUAAUCUGGGGUUAAGGGCAGGGAUUAGAGUCACAAUAAUCCAGGGUUAAGCGUGGGGAUUAGAUCCAUAAUAAUCUGGGGCUAAGGGCAGGGUUUAGAGCCACAAUAACCCAGGGUUAAGGGCAGGGAUUAGAGUCACAAUAACCCAGGGUUAAGGGCGGGGAUUUGAUCCACAGUAACCCAGGGUUAAGGGUGGGGAUUAGAGUCACAAUCUGGGGUUAAGGGUGGGGAUUAGAUCACCAAUAACCCAGGGUUAAGGGUGGAGAUUAGAUCCAUGACAAUCCGGGGUUAAGGGCAGGGGUUAGAGCCACAAUAACCCAGGUUUAAGGGUGGGGAUUAGAGCCACAAUAACCCAGGGUUAAGGGUGGGGAUUAGAGCCACAAUGACCCAGGGUUAAGGGCAAGGAUUAGAGCCACACUAACCUGGGUUUAAGAGCAGUGUGGAAAACUUCUUUUUUUUUGGCUACAUUAUUAUUUUUUUUAAUUUAGCUGUGUUUUUGUGUUUGUUUCAGUUUUUUUUAGCUCUAGUGGAAUCCUCUAUAGCUGUAAAUAAGAUCUAUAAACUCAAUCCCAAACACACAAGGAAAUGCUGUAUCUGUGGAAAUUACCACGUGGAUGUGGAUUUCUCCUGAUGGACUUUUUUCUUUGUACGUUCGAGACUCUACCUGCUCUGUUGCCGAAAUCAACUGUGAUGUACAGAUCUUCAGAAAGUAACGUAACGUUACAGAGAUACAGCUUUUAUAUUUUUAUUCUUCUAUCAGAUGAUUUGCUGACGAUGGUUCAGCUGGCUGUUUGUUUGUGUUUUAUUUAAAGUCUAAUAUAUGAACCGUGUUAUGAGAGAUGACAUUCGGGGGCCAUCAGCUACAUCCAGUCAUGUAAAGCCUUUUGAAUGGGAGAAAAAAUAAUCAAUUGUAAGCUAUUAUCUUUCGCUGCCUUCUCAUUUCAUCAUACGAUUUCUGUUUGGUUAUUGAAUGAAUUAUUCAAAUGUAAAUGUUUAUUUUUUGGGGGGUUUUGCGUGUUAUUUAAAGAUGGAUGGCGAAAUAUCUCACAUGGAUAUGUGGUGAAUCCUGUAAUAAAAGCAUGUAUGUUUAUUA